UUGAGUAUUGAGAGAGGGAGAAAGAAAGGGAUAGAAACACAAACAGAGUGAAACAGAAAGAGGUGAACGAAGGCGGAGAAACAAAAAUGGAUCCAGACGCUUUAUCGAAAGCAUUCGUAGAUCAUUACUACUCGACGUUCGAUAACAAUCGCGCUGGAUUAGCUAAUCUGUAUCAAGAUACUUCCAUGUUGACCUUUGAAGGCCAGAAGAUCCAAGGCUCUCAGAACAUCGUCGCCAAGCUCACCUCCCUCCCUUUCCAGCAGUGCAAACACAGCAUCACCACCGUCGAUUGUCAGCCAUCUGGACCUGCCGGCGGUAUGCUUGUUUUCGUCAGCGGAAAUCUCCAGCUUGCUGGUGAACAGCACGCUCUGCGAUUCAGUCAGAUGUUCCAUUUGAUGCCGACACCACAAGGAAGCUUUUAUGUGUACAAUGACAUAUUCCGCUUGAAUUAUGCAUGAGAAAAGGUGUCAUAUUCAAACCCCAAGUGUGUUUUUUAGAUUUUCAACAUCCAUUUCUUGUCAAAUUUCAAAUAUGCUUUUUUUUAAUUAGAGUAUUAAGAUGAUAAAUCAAUCAUUUUAGUCUCUAGAUGUUGCUUAUCUUUCUAAACUUGAAGAUUAUGUUUGUUUUCAUAUGAAACUUGUUCUUAUAAUUCUUAUCA
Molecule: messenger RNA, 658 nt
Organism: Lactuca sativa (garden lettuce)
Lineage: Eukaryota; Viridiplantae; Streptophyta; Magnoliopsida; Asterales; Asteraceae
Product: nuclear transport factor 2B
Biological process (GO): nucleocytoplasmic transport
Source: RefSeq, a predicted model, not a curated record